UUGGAAAUGAUGCAAAACCAAAGUUUUGUAGCUGAGUUUAUCCUCCUAGGACUUUCACAGAACCCACAAGUUCAGAAACUGGUAUUUGCUGUAUUUCUGCUCAUCUACAUUGCCACUGUAGGGGGCAACUUGCUGAUUGUGGUGACCAUCAUCAGCACUCCAGCUCUACUGGGCUCCCCCAUGUACUUCUUCCUGGCAUUCCUGUCCUUCCUGGAUGCUUGCUUCUCUUCCGUCAUUGUCCCAAAGAUGGUGGUGGACUCUCUCUAUGAGAAGAAAACCAUCACUUUUGGAGGUUGCAUGGCCCAGCUCUUUGCUGAACAUUUCUUUGCUGGGGUGGAAGUGAUUGUCCUCACAGCCAUGGCCUAUGACCGCUAUGUGGCCAUCUGUAAGCCCUUGCACUACUCUUCCAUCAUGAAUUUGAGACUGUGUGGCAUUCUGAUGGGAGUAGCCUGGGCAGGGGGCUUCCUGCAUUCCAUCAUACAGAUUCUCUUCACUUUCCAGCUGCCAUUCUGUGGCCCCAAUAUCAUCGACCAUUUUAUGUGUGACUUGUAUCCAUUACUGGAGCUUGUCUGUACUGACACUUACGUCUUUGGACUUUUGGUGGUAAGCAACAGUGGACUUAUCUGCAUCAUAAUUUUCUCCUUGCUGCUGGUCUCCUAUGGUGUCAUCUUAUUCUCCCUGAGAAACCAUAGCACUGAAGGGCAGAGGAAAGCCCUCUCUACCUGUGGGUCCCAUAUUGCUGUUGUGAUUCUUUUCUUUGUCCCCUGUAUAUUUGAAUAUGCACGACCUCCAACUGCUUUCUCCUUUGACAAGACUGUGGCGAUAUUUUACACCAUCCUAACUCCCUUUCUCAAUCCCUUGAUUUAUACUUUUCGGAAUAGGGAAAUGAAAAAUGCUAUGAGAAAACUGUGGAACAGAGUUGUUGUAGUUUCAAAUGAAAAAUAA
This is a messenger RNA of Erinaceus europaeus (western European hedgehog), 945 nucleotides long. RefSeq names its product olfactory receptor 4C15-like. The coding region runs from base 7 to 945 and encodes 312 amino acids. Gene Ontology annotation, cellular component: membrane. Lineage: Eukaryota; Metazoa; Chordata; Mammalia; Eulipotyphla; Erinaceidae. The record is from RefSeq and is a predicted model, not a curated record. Gene Ontology annotation, molecular function: olfactory receptor activity; G protein-coupled receptor activity. Gene Ontology annotation, biological process: G protein-coupled receptor signaling pathway. The transcript has a single exon.